Molecule: messenger RNA, 3109 nt
Organism: Paramormyrops kingsleyae
Lineage: Eukaryota; Metazoa; Chordata; Actinopteri; Osteoglossiformes; Mormyridae
Product: RNA demethylase ALKBH5-like
Biological process (GO): mRNA export from nucleus; mRNA processing
Cellular component (GO): nucleus
Molecular function (GO): oxidative RNA demethylase activity
Source: RefSeq, a predicted model, not a curated record
CCUCUCAGUGACUGUUGCAAUGCUUGACAACGGUAAACUAUGCGAAACUAGGAGAUACGCUGGGGUGUACGUAUAAACAGUGACCAACAAGCUAUUUUAAUGAAGUGGAGAGAGGUGAGACGACAUUGCCAGUGAUCGACUUUGGGGGGUAUUCAAAGAUCUUUCUCGUAUUUUUAAUUAAACAAGCUGUUGCUAUGGAUAAGCAAAAGGCGUAAACUGGUUCGUCGGAGCAAGCGCGGUAUGCGGCGCAUGCGUGGACGUUGCAGUGGGUCACACGAGUUUAUUUCUCGACUCUGCUUCUUUUUAUGUAAGUGACUGAAACGCAGGACAGGGUUAUAAAAGUACGGCGAUACACGCUGUCCCAGGUUCGCCGUUUUCUCUAGUUUGCCGGGUAGGACGUUGCAUGUACGUGGAAUUUCAGAGAUUUAUGCGAAUGUGUUAUUUUAAAAGGAUGCUACAGGCUAGCUGAAAUACACGCAGAAAUAGCGAUUGCCUGAGAAUAAGGACGCAUAUGUUUGCAUAUUCAGCUUAUAUGCAUCGUUCAACAAAUAUAGUUUACAGAAGGAUUGCUGGUGCGCUGUGUCACGUUUGCAUUUUGGAUGUCCAGGUAGAAUAGUAGAAUAAAAUGAAUUAGGUGCCUGAUCAACCAGUUAAUAAUUCAGCCCUAAAGUCAAAAACAUGUGAGUAGAUUUCAGUUUUUGUGGGAGUGCUGCUUAAGGAACCGGCGACUCUUUUAGUGCGUGUAAGAUGGCAGCAAGUGGCUUCACCGACUUAAGGGAGAAGUUGAAGUCGAUGACCCCGCACAGGGAGACCCCUCGGAGCGAAGUUUCGCAGCCGGGCUACGGACGCAAGCGGAGACGCCGGGAUUCGGACGGCGAGCAGAGCGACCACGAAGAACAGCGGGAGCUGCAGGCGCACCGGGUGAAGAGCUGCGUCAAGCAGGACAGCAUCUUCAGUGCCGAUGAGUGCCUCCGCAUCGAGUCCAAAAUCGACGAGGUGGUCGCCAAAGCCGAGAAGGGUCUGUACCGGGAGCACACCGUGGACCGGGCGCCCCUCCGCAGCAAGUACUUCUUCGGGGAGGGCUACACGUACGGCGCCCAGCUGGAGAAAAGGGGGCCGGGUCAGGAGCGGCUCUAUUCCAAAGGCGAGGUGGACGAAAUCCCGGACUGGGUGUACGAGCUGGUCAUCAAGAAGCUGGUCUCCAGCCGCGUCAUACCCGAGAACUUCGUCAACAGUGCCGUCAUCAACGACUAUCAGCCGGGAGGCUGCAUCGUGUCUCAUGUGGACCCCAUCCACAUCUUCGAGAGGCCCAUCGUCUCCGUGUCCUUUUUCAGUGACUCGGCUCUCAGCUUCGGCUGCAAGUUUCAGUUCAAGCCCAUCCGUGUGUCGGAGCCCGUGCUGUCUCUCCCCGUCAAGCGGGGGAGCGUCACUGUUCUCAGUGGAUAUGCAGCAGAUGAGAUAACCCACUGCAUUCGGCCGCAGGAUAUCAAAAAGCGAAGAGCUGUCAUCAUACUGAGGAGAACCAAAGCGGACGCCCCGCGACUGGACCUAAAUCUGGCCGGUGAUGCGCUCUUCUCCAGCUUCACCCCCAGCAGACGGAAGAUGCUAAGGGCUAAGCGGUCUCGCCAAAAGGCCGACCCAGAUGCAGCACACAGGCCCCGGAUCCUCGAGAUGGACAAAGAGGAGAACCGGCACCCGUCGCUCAUCUGCGGGCACAGGUGCCGGAGCGGCGUCUCCCUGGAUGGUGCGCGCCGGAGGUUCCGUGAUCCUGGCAGGAUCGUGAAGAGGGAGAGACGCUGAGCAGGCGGGCACCUAGGCGACUCAGCUCUGUCCACAAUUCCCGUUUUUAUUUAUCUUAGACAUCAGGAACCUCAAAUCUUGGACUCUGCUGUCCGUAAUGAACGCUGCUCUGUGCCAGAGGUUUCCAUCUCCUAGCAGAUUCUCUGGAACAGUGUUUCCCAACCCAGUCCUCAGGGAACCCCAGACAGUCCACGUUUUUGCUUCCUCUCAGCUCACCUGUACCAGGUAUUCGGUGUUCCUGAUUGGCUGGGAGGGAGCAAAAACAUGGACUGUCCAGGGUUCCCUGAGGACUGGGUUGGGAAACACUGCUCUAGAAGUCCUCGUCUCACAACUGUAGCUUGACUUUCUGCAUGUUCGGCUUUUUUUUUGCCCCCGCCCUCACCCGUUAUGGUGAUGAUGUUGCAGAACGUGAUGUAGCACCUUAGAGUAACCAUUCCGGUUCAAUUUAUGAUUUAUUUCAAAUAGUUAAAUCUUUGCACAUUAGAUAUAACAUGACUGAACAUUUUCAGAGAUUGGGGUCUUUUCAGUUACAGAAAUUGCAAUAUAAACCAUAUGUGGUAUUUCUCUUCCUCCCCAAAUCCCAUGCAGCACUUUUAAUUAUUAUUAUUACUACUACUGCUACAGAGACUACAUAAGUUUGCUUAUAGUAUUGGGGCAUAUCUGUCUCUCUAUAUAAGAUCUGAGCUAUUAGGUAUAUAUUUUCUGUAAGCCCUGUUUGUUUCAGUGACUCUCCCACUUCAUAAAUUACUUUUCUUGGAAGUGUAUAGAUUUUUUUAGUCUUAUUCAGAAGUUGCCAUAAUAGGUCACUUGUGCAGAUUUGCAUCUCAUUUCAGUGACUUCAGUGCUUUAUGCUGUUGAAUUACCAUUAAGGGGUAUGUAUUUUGCAUAACAAGUAUUGCAUUCAAGUCUAUGCAUUGCUUUUAUUCAAUUCUGCAUGUAAGCGAGGGGUUUUCAGGAUUCCUCUGAAAGGAUUUGCUCGACUUGUUGUUUUAAGUGCUGGGGAACGUGGGAAGUGAUUUUUCAAGGAUUCCAAAGGAAUUGCUUUUGGAGCAUUUGUGUUUAUUAAUUGCCCGAUGGUGUUCAGACUACCACCUACAAAAAAGUGUUAAGGAUAGGCUAUAAUGCUGCUGCUUCAGCAUUUUGGUGAGGAAAUGAUUUUGUAUGAGUUCAUGACGUACAUCUGACGUUUUCAUUUGUUUUGUUGAGGAUGCCGUUUGCGAAUGUGUGUGUAUACGACUUGGACCGGUGAACAGAUAUAAAUGGAUAAAUGAAGAAUUGGUAUGUAAUAAGGGAAAUGUAUUUUUAUGUA